Messenger RNA from Anopheles stephensi (Asian malaria mosquito), 1208 nucleotides. It is a transcript of the gene dbe, whose product is annotated as KRR1 small subunit processome component homolog. The coding region runs from base 89 to 1138 and encodes 349 amino acids. Gene Ontology annotation, molecular function: RNA binding. The transcript has a single exon. Gene Ontology annotation, cellular component: nucleolus; small-subunit processome. The record is from RefSeq and is a predicted model, not a curated record. Lineage: Eukaryota; Metazoa; Arthropoda; Insecta; Diptera; Culicidae.
CAAAAUAUCGACGCAGAGUUCAACACGUUUUGUUGUGUUUCGCGUGUUUGGGCGAGCAAUUUUUGUGGAGUUUUAGCAAACAAAAACGAUGAGUGAUUCCGAAUCCGAUACCGGCGAUGUGGAGAAAGGCAUCGAGCAUUUCAACGGUCCGGUGGAAAAUGCGUGGCUGAUGAAAAUUCCCGAAUUCAAACCAGAAGACAACCCGAACGGUCUCGUGGAGGAGAGCUCGUUUUCCUGCCUGUUUCCAAAGUACCGAGAGAAGUACAUCAAAGAAUGUUGGCCGCUGGUCGUGAAGGCGCUGAAUACACACAACGUUAAGGCCGAGCUGGACCUGAUCCUGGGCAACAUGACCGUACGGACCACGCGCAAAACGUGGGACCCGUUCAUCAUCGUAAAAUCGCGCGACCUCAUCAAACUGCUGUCCCGGUCCGUACCGUUUGAACAGGCGGUCAAAGUACUGGAGGACGAGAUUAGCUGCGAUAUCAUUAAAAUUAAAAACCUCGUACGCAACAAGGAAAAGUUUGUCAAGCGUCGCAGUCGACUCAUUGGACCGAACGGCUGCACGUUGAAAUCGCUCGAACUGCUCACGAACUGCUACGUGCUGGUGCAAGGGGCCACCGUGUCGGCGAUCGGCCCCUACAAGGGCCUGCAGUGUGUCCGCAAGGUGGUAGAAGAAACGAUGAAAAACAUCCAUCCGAUCUACAACAUCAAAGCGCUCAUGAUAAAGCGCGAGCUGAUGAAGGAUGAGAAUCUGCGCGAGGAAAACUGGGAACGGUUCCUGCCGCGCUUCCAGGCGAAGAACACCUCCAAGCGGAACAAACCGAAGGUGGUCAAGAAGAAGAAGGAAUACACACCGUUCCCGCCACCGAUGCAGGAAAGCAAGAUCGACAAACAGCUGGCUUCCGGCGAAUACUUCCUUACCGAUGAGCAGAAGCGGUCCAAGAAGCGGCAGGAGGAGGUGGACAAGGAGAAGCGGAAUGUGGCCGUGCAGAAGCAGCGUCGCGAGCAGGACUUUGUCGCACCGGAAGAACCGAGCAAACGGUCGAAGAGUGGACAGAGCAUAUCCGAGAAGCUGGACGUAAAAUCGUUGAAAAGCAAAAUUGCCAAGGCCAACAAGCGGGCGACAAAAUCGAAAUGAGAGCGCGCUUAGCAAAGUAACAAAAAGUGAAUAAACCAGUUUACUGUACAUUCUUCUCAUGGCUACAAAA